AAGGAAACAUGCAUUGGACUAAACAAUCAGAGUUAUAUAUGUGAAACGGGUCACUGCUGUGGACAAUCUCAGUGCUGCAACUACUACUAUGAGCUAUGGUGGUUUUGGCUGGUGUGGACAAUAAUCAUAAUACUCAGCUGCUGUUGUGUUUGUCAUCAUCGGCGAGCUAAGCACCGCCUCCAGGCACAGCAACGGCAACACGAGAUCAACCUCAUAGCUUACCGCGAAGCGCACAGCUACUCUUCGGUGCCAUUUUACUUCCGUAUGUUAUUGAUCUAUCUAUUUAUAGAUCUCUAUUUGCUACCUCCCUAUGAAGAAGUGGUGAACAGACCUCCAACUCCUCCUCCUCCAUACACUGUCUUACAUCAGCAGUGCGUUGCAGCAUGUUCUAGUGCUGUAGCCACCGACCCAGUUAGGACUGGGCAGCAUAGCCAAACAAGUUCUCCAGCUGCAGCAAGCUGUAGUGAAACACGACCUCCAAGCUCUGAAAGCUUUGAUCAGAGCGGUUUCUUUGAUGGCAAAGACAAAACCCCUGGCAGACACCGAAGAUUUACCGGUGAUUCGGGCAUUGAAGUGUGCCUGUGCAGUCGGAGCCAUCAUGAUGACUUUAAAGAACUCGAUGGUUUAAUUGAUGACACAGGUGAAAACUUCUGUGACAGCUGUGCGUCAUGUGACACUCACCCCCACAGAGACGAAGAAGAAGGGAUAUUUGAUCAUGCAGAGGUAUCUCGUGAUCUGGAUCAUCCACGACAGAAUUUGAGCUUGCUGAAUACCAUCAAUGAACAAGACUCGCCAAAUUCCCACAACAGCAGUAGCUCCCGUGGCUAA
Molecule: messenger RNA, 828 nt
Organism: Staurois parvus
Lineage: Eukaryota; Metazoa; Chordata; Amphibia; Anura; Ranidae
Source: the annotation of a GenBank genome assembly